Penicillium waksmanii is the source of this 519-nucleotide messenger RNA. RefSeq lists its product as uncharacterized. Lineage: Eukaryota; Fungi; Ascomycota; Eurotiomycetes; Eurotiales; Aspergillaceae. The transcript has a single exon. The record is from RefSeq and is a predicted model, not a curated record. Bases 1 to 519 code for a protein of 172 amino acids.
AUGGAUACCUACUAUCUGAAAAGUCUUAAUAACGAUACGGAUGUGGUGGAUGGCCCUGGGGAUGGUAAGAUCGAGAUCGAAAUCAAAGACUCUUGGUUCGAACCGGCAAAUCUGGAUGGGUUUUUGUGGAAAACUGCUUUUAUAUGGGCUGAGCAGGCUAUGAAGAAUAUGCGAGAGGUUAACUAUAACUACGGUAGCCAAAGUGGCGGAUUUGCUGGUGCUGUUUAUGAGCCGGAUUUGUGGCUGAAACAGUACGUUGUGCUAUCCGAAAUUUUGGUUACUUAUGGUGUAGACUAUGUAUAUGAUAGUGUUGAGGCUAUGUGGACAAAGUUGUAUCUUAAGGAAAGUAAAGCAGAUGAGAUGUCUUGUGUGGAGCAGGAAGAGAUGAUUAUGCUGGCCAAAUCAUUCGCGGAGUUUAUCGUUCCUGAGCUUGUACCGGAGAUUGAAGUAGGUGCUGAUAUUGGCCUGGAAGAAAUGUCCUGGCAUUGUGCGGAAGAAGCUAGUACUGGUGGUGAUUAG